GUGUAUAUAUGUGGGGGGGGGGGGCAACAAUAAAGCAAUCUAAAAACAAAUUUUAUGGUUUAUUAAAAGUUUAGGACCAAAAUGAAAGAAGUGAAAAGUAUAGGGACCUUUAAGCAAAACCAAAGUAAAGGAAAGCGAGAAAAAAAGAAAGAAACAAACGCGGUUUGGUUUGGUGUGUGAUUGUUAGGAGUGGAAGGAAGUAGUGAGAAAGUCGUUAUUUAAAGUAGCGGUUUUACGGUUCAUGCCCAACAACCCCUGUUUGGAAACCGUUAGAGAAUCCCCUCUUUUUCCCAUUUAUUUCUCUCAUCUUUCUUCUUCUUCUUCUUCUUCCUUCUUCUUCUUCUUCAAUUAACUUCGAACUCCCAAAUCAAAUGACUCAAUUCCCCUCUUCCAAUUCAUAAAAUCAAAACCCUAAAUUCCAGAAUCCACCAUGGUUUUGAUCGGAAUCGCCCUCCCAAAUCAGAACAAUCAAACAAAUACUAACAGUAUUAAUAAUAAUCGAGUUAAGGGAUCAUGGAGUCCUCAAGAGGACGCUACCUUAAUCAAAUUGGUUGAACAGCAUGGCCCUAGAAACUGGUCUUUGAUCAGCACUGGAAUUCCUGGCCGCUCCGGCAAAUCCUGCCGUUUGCGCUGGUGUAAUCAGCUCAGUCCGACGGUUCAGCAUCGUCCUUUCACACCGGCGGAGGAUGCUGUGAUCGUUCAAGCGCAUGCCAUUCACGGUAACAAGUGGUCCACUAUUGCUCGCUUAUUGCCUGGCCGGACCGACAAUGCGAUUAAGAAUCAUUGGAAUUCGACGCUUAGACGCUGUCGCGAUGCCGAUUUGUCGUCUGAUUCGACGGCGUUUCUGAAGCGACCGAGUUACGAAGUUUCUAGAUCGGCGUCGGAUGAUGAUGAUAACGAUGAUGAUGAUUCGGUAGCCUCGUUGAAACGUAAGUGCUUCGAACGGAACAGCCGCGGCGGCGGAGGAGGACCGGAGACGUCGUUGAGACUGUCACUGCCGGGAGAGGUUGUGGUAUCGGCGGCGGUGGAUGUGAAAGUGAAGGAGGAGGUGACGGUGGAAAGUGAAAAGAACGACGGAUGGCGACGCGUGGCGGCGGCGGAGAAAAGGAAUCGGAAAAGGGAAGUGGAUGAGACCUGUUUGGCAACGAUAAUGCAGAGGAUGAUAGCCCAGGAGGUUAGAAAUUACAUAGACAGUUUACGGGCCCAUGGUGGGCUUGGGAUUGGGCCUGGAAUUGGGCCUGGGCUGGAUCCUACAAUUCAAGAAACUCCAUAAGAGUAAUCUCCCUUUUCUUAUCCAAUCUUUGGUUGGUUGACUUAUUGGGAUCAAAUUAAAAGAACAUAUGAGAAGAAGAAAAAUAAUUAAGUUUUCUUAUGCUUUUCAGAUAGUGUUUGGAUGAAGAGAAAAUGAGAAGUUUGUGGACUAGUGGGCAGCUAGAUUUUUGUUUAAAUGGGUUUGGUGUUAAAAUAAUUGAAAUUUCCAUUUUUUUUUACAUAGUGGAAAAAAAUGAACCAAGAAUUUAGGGUAUAGAAGUUGAAUGUGGGGUUGUUUGUUUAUUUCUUGGUUCAAUUAUGAGGUUUUCAGAUUUGCUUGUUCCAUGUUAAUUAAAAGGGUCAUUAGAAUUUAA
Messenger RNA from Benincasa hispida (wax gourd), 1625 nucleotides. NCBI's taxonomy places the organism in Eukaryota, Viridiplantae, Streptophyta, Magnoliopsida, Cucurbitales, Cucurbitaceae. The record is from RefSeq and is a predicted model, not a curated record.